AAGACAUGGCCUUUAUCCGUAAUCUGGAGUCCGAACCACGAACCCAACGGGGAAAAACGCCCACGGAGCGAAGAAAAAUAUGCCCAACGACCCACUCUGCACUACGGUGCCUAUUACUCCGGAACAUCAACUGUAUUACCACUUUCACCGCCCGAUGCUACUUUCUCAGUCAUCAUUGGAGCAAAGGACAUCGGACUACAACUGAAUCGCUACAAAAAGGAUGUGAUUUCGGAUCCUAUUUUGGACGCCGGUUGCCGGAAGAGUUAUUCUCGGAAAGAAAUUAUUCAGAAUUAGCUUUUAAUUUUCCUAGAUAA
Drosophila elegans is the source of this 314-nucleotide messenger RNA. RefSeq lists its product as uncharacterized. The transcript is spliced from 2 exons. The record is from RefSeq and is a predicted model, not a curated record. Lineage: Eukaryota; Metazoa; Arthropoda; Insecta; Diptera; Drosophilidae. The coding region runs from base 6 to 314 and encodes 102 amino acids.